This is a messenger RNA of Trichoderma gamsii, 1362 nucleotides long. RefSeq names its product dolichyl-diphosphooligosaccharide-protein glycosyltransferase 48kD subunit. Bases 1 to 1362 code for a protein of 453 amino acids. Gene Ontology annotation, cellular component: endoplasmic reticulum membrane; oligosaccharyltransferase complex. Lineage: Eukaryota; Fungi; Ascomycota; Sordariomycetes; Hypocreales; Hypocreaceae. The transcript has 4 exons. The record is from RefSeq and is a predicted model, not a curated record.
AUGUGGUCGAUUCUGAGCGUGGCUGCUGCGCUCGUCUACGCGGCGGCUGUUUCGGCAGUCAGCACGGCAGGCAAUCGCUUGCUGGUGGUGCUGGACGAUGUUGCUGAGAAGGACUUGUAUAGCCAGUUUCUUGGCGAUCUUACAGCUCGAGGCUAUGAUGUUUCGUACGAGACGCCGCGGAGUGAAGGACUGGCGCUGUUCCAUCUGGGCGAAAGGAAAUACGACCACCUGUUGUUUCUGCCUUCCAAGGUCAAGGGCCUGGGGCCAAACCUGACGCCCAGCCAUCUCGUCAACUUCGUCAACGCCGACGGAAACAUCCUCGUUGCGCAGACGUCCACCGUGCCCUCAUCCACCUCCAUCGUCGGCUUCCUCUCCGAGCUCGACAUUUCCCUCCCUGUUGAGCGCACAGGCACCGUCGUCGACCACUUCAACUACGACGUUCGCUCCGCUGCCGAAUCCCACGAUGUCCUCGUUGUCGAAGGGCCCAUCAACAUUCGCCCCGGCUUGAAGCCAUACUUUGAGAUUGAAGGCGGCGUUGUGGCGUUCCCCCACGCUGUUGGCCAUGUCCUUGGCUCUGGACCUCUGCUUUCGCCCGUUGUUCGCGCUUCCGCCACUGCAUACAGCUACAACCCCAAGGAGCAGGCCGAGGUUCUUGAUGCCGAUGACCUGUUCGCUGCCGGCCAGCAACUUUCGCUUCUAUCGGUCUUCCAGGCGCGCAACUCUGCUCGCGUGACGGUUCUGGGAUCUGCCGAGUUGCUGCAGAACAAGUGGUUUGAGGCCGUGGUUGGCAAGCCCGGUGGAAAUAGCUUCAGGACCGAUAACCAGGAGUUUGCUAAAAGAGUAUCGGGCUGGGCGUUCCAGGAGAUUGGCGUGCUGCGAGUGAACAGCAUUGAGCACAAGCUGCAGGAGUCUGAUGAGCUGAACCCCGGCAUCUACCGUAUCAAGAACGAUGUGUCUUACAACAUCUCCCUUUCUGAGUGGAGCUGGGACAAAUGGGUUCCCUUCACCCUUCCUCAGGACGACGUUCUCCAGCUCGAGUUUUCCAUGCUGUCGCCCUUCCACCGCCUCAACUUGGCUCGCAGGCGCACCACUGGCGAUGCUGCCGUGUAUGGCAUCUCCUUCACCCUCCCCGACCAGCAUGGCAUCUUCAACUUCAAGGUCAACUACAAGCGCCCUUUCCUCACCAACAUCGAGGAGAAGAACACGGUCAGCGUCCGCCACUUUGCGCACGAUGAGUGGCCUCGCAGCUUUGUCAUCUCGGGCGCUUGGCCUUGGAUCUCAGGCAUUGGCGCAACGGUGUCGGGCUUUGUUGGAUUCUGCGCGAUAUGGAUGUACAGCAAGCCUGUUGGCAAGAAGAACUGA